AAAUUGCUGGUACAGUGAAGGGGACUUCGGUGUUACCUUAAGCUUUGCUAGCAGAAGGAAAUAUCAUGUCUACCACAAUUUGUCAAGUGAUGGGCUUUUGUGUCUCAGCCCUUGGGUUUGCUGGCUGCAUUGUGGCUACAGCGAUGGAUCCAUGGAGUACCCAGGAUUUAUACAAUAACCCGGUGACAUCGUUAUUCCUCUAUCAGGGGCUUUGGAGGACUUGUGUGAGUCAGAGUUCAGGUCUAACUGAAUGUCGGCCUUAUUAUACAAUUCUUGGGCUUCCAGCAAUGCUCCAGGCCGUAAGAGCACUGAUGAUUGUAGGCAUUGUGCUGGGUGCUUUUGGUCUCCUGGUAGCUACUUUUUCCCUGAAAUGUUUACGGAUAGGCAACAUGGAAGACUCUUCAAAAGCAAGCAUGACUUUGGCUGCUGGAGUCAUGACCAUUGUGGCUGGUCUCUGUGCUAUCUGUGGAGUAUCUGUUUUUGCCAACAUGCUUGUCACAGACUACUGGAUGUCAACAGCUAAUAUGUACCAGCCAGGAAUGAUGCAGUCGCUCCAAGUAAGAUACACAUUUGGUGCUGCUCUGUUUGUGGGAUGGGUUGCUGGAGGCCUGGCCUUCGUGGGAGGCAUCAUGAUGUGCAUUGCUUGCAGAGGCCUGGUACCUGAAGAGACCCAUUACAAGGCAGUCUCCUACAAGUCUGCUGGAUAUAAAUCUGGAACUGCUUAUGAAACCAAGAAGAUUCCAGUAAUGGAUAAUAAUACUGUCAAAAGUGAUGAAGGAAGACGUUCCUACCCUUCAAAAUAUGACUAUGUAUAGAAACUGUCCAGAUAUGAUAUAGUUCCACACUCUACUUACUAAAACUUUAGCUUUAGUCCAAACCAAGAGCAAAGUGCUAAUGGCACUUCUCAUCUAUCUUUGAAUUAUUCUUGGGUUUGCCCUUAUGAUGCUGGAAAUCUCUUCUCCAGAUGUUUAUAAAUGUUCACUUUAUAUGACUGUAAAUAGAUCCUGAUAUCAUAGUAAGCUUGAAAUGAAUUGAGUUUUCCCCCCUGCAAAGAAUAGCUUCUUGUUCAAAGGAGAAUUGAAGACACUUCUCAGACAAUUUAUUAUAUUUUAAAUAAAUGUAACUAUAUAGUAAAAACUGGAACAUCAUUGCAGUGUAAAAUGUUGAAUCCAUUUCAGGUUCAUGCUUUGAGACUUUACAGCUGUGUUUUUCAAACUUGGCAACUUUAAGAUGUGUGGACUUCUUAAGUUCUCCAAAUGGCUGGGGAAUUCUGGGAGAUGAAGUCCACACAUCUUAAAGUUGUCAAGUUUGAAAAACACUGCUUUAUGGUAUUGGGCAUACUUGAUAAUCUACUAUGGAGUUUUCUUUAAAUUACUCAGAAUUCAAAUCCCAGUUAAGAAAACUAUUUUAUUUUAAUUUCUAAAAAUAAUAUGUAAACAUUAGAAUUAAUUAAGAUGAACAUGAAUUAGGAUUAAUUGCUAAAACCAAUACACUUCCUCUGUUUCAGAGGAAAUUAAGUCGUACUGUGCUUUCUUCUUAUUUCAUUAUAUUCAUCCACUCUUAAAAAAAAACCCUGACAUAAUAGAAAUAUGUCAGUUGUUCUAGUUUGCUUAUAGCAAAUAUUUCCUUUACUUUUGAAGACACUUUCAGCCAUGGUGCAUCUUGUAUCAUGGAACAGACUAUCUUGUCAUUCUUACACUUCAGUUUUGAAUACUCUGCGGACAAAAUAAAUUUGCAACAUUAAUAUUGUACCAUAUUUUCUUGGUCUGAGCCAUCUUAGGCCUUUAUUGUCUUGUUUAGGAUGCUGUAGAUGUAGAACAGCAAAUUCUCUUAGAUCAUUUCUUGUCCCUUAUUAAAGUUUUGUUUUGUUUUAGGGUGUGGGGAUGGGAGGGUUAUUUUUUGCUGAAUUUUGCUGAAUUUUUCUUUGGAACUGAAUUUCAAAUGUUUAUAAUAAGCAGAAAAACUUCAAAGAAAUCUAGAGACUUGUUUUCAUGAUUAUGUUUUUCAGUGCACACUUUUCCUUGUGCAUACAAUUUUGGAGGCAUUUUUAAAAUAAAAUAUAUUUUGUGAGUAUGUUUCCUCUAAUAUACACUUUUAAACAUUGUUUUAAAUGACUUAAUUUUAAAACUGGAUUAAGCGUACACGUGGGUUCCUCUGUAUUUUCUGUGGGUUCAAGAUCUAUACAAUCAUUAAAAAAUUCUGAUAGGCCAUAUUUCUCACUCUUUCCUAAUGAAUACCAACUGUCUUUCAUAGCUAGCAGUUCCUAGUAUAACAGAAUAACAAUGCAUGUCAAGUGUAAAGACAAAA
Molecule: messenger RNA, 2307 nt
Organism: Python bivittatus (Burmese python)
Lineage: Eukaryota; Metazoa; Chordata; Lepidosauria; Squamata; Pythonidae
Gene: CLDN18
Product: claudin 18
Cellular component (GO): bicellular tight junction; membrane
Molecular function (GO): structural molecule activity
Source: RefSeq, a predicted model, not a curated record